Messenger RNA from Mycena citricolor, 2660 nucleotides. The record is from the annotation of a GenBank genome assembly. Lineage: Eukaryota; Fungi; Basidiomycota; Agaricomycetes; Agaricales; Mycenaceae.
AUGGGCACGGACGAGCCGGCGGACUCGUCAGCCCAGGAGGACGAUCUGCCUGGGGGCCAUGCUGGGGAGCCUGGGGCGCUGAAGGGAAUCCACGAGCAGCGGGAGGUGCGGUGGAUCGACGAGAUGCGCUGGAUCAGCGAGGACCGGGGUCGAGGUGCUGCGGAGGCAGGUGCUUGGGGAGGAGGUGCUUGCGAUGUGAUGUCUGCGUGCGGCUGGAGUGACCGUUCCGAUGUAAUUCCCCUCGCAAAAUCCACCAUGCUCUCCGAUCCACUCGAGCUCAAUCACAUCACACCCCCCUCAGGCGACUCCGAGAAAUUGGAGCCCACGAAAAUUCACGACAGGGAGGACGUCGAGUAUCCCCGCGGGAUGAAGCUCGCGUUGAUCGUCCUCGCGCUGUGUCUGUCCGUUUUUCUGGUCGCCUUGGAUAAUACCAUCAUCGCGACCGCAAUCCCAAAAAUUACCGACCAGUUCAACAGCUUGGCUGAUGUCGGGUGGUAUGGCUCUGCAUAUCUGCUCACGACGUCCGCGUUCCAAUUGCUGUUCGGGCGCUUCUACUCGAUCCUCUCUCUCAAAUGGGUAUACGUCGCUGCGAUCGUCAUCUUUGAGCUGGGGUCCCUCAUCUGCGGUGUCGCGCAAAACUCGACGACGCUCAUCGUGGGACGCGCCAUCGCCGGUCUGGGCAGCUCUGGCAUCUUUUCCGGCGCGCUCAUUAUCAUCGCCAACUCCGCCCCGCUCGAGCGACGGCCGAUGUUCUCGGGGAUCAUUGGGUCGAUGUAUGGCAUGGCCAGCGUGGCCGGCCCGCUGCUGGGAGGUGCUUUCACCGACAAAGUGACGUGGAGGUGGUGCUUCUACAUCAAUCUCCCGCUAGGAGCGGUGACGCUCUUGACUAUCGUCAUCUUCUUCAAGUCUCCGCCGCGCGUCAAGGCUCGCGGAAACCUGACUCUUGUCGAAAAAAUACGCCGAUUCGACCCUGUCGGAACGCUCGUCUUUGUCCCAGCCAUCAUCUGUCUGCUGCUCGCGCUGCAGUGGGGUGGGUCGAGAUAUGCCUGGUCGAACGGGCGGAUCAUCGCGCUCUUUGUGGUCGCCGCUCUUCUUCUCUCUGUCUUCGUCGCAGUCCAGAUCCGGGAGCAGGAGAACGCAACGGUGCCUCCGCGGAUCUUGCAGCAGCGCAGCAUUCUCGCCGGAGCAUGGUUCAUGUUCUUCACCGGCGCAUCGUACUUUCUUCUUGUGUACUACCUCCCGCUCUGGUUCCAGGCCAUCAAGGGCGUCUCCGCCGUGAAAUCCGGCAUUGAUAAUCUGCCGCUGAUCAUGUCCCUCGUCGUCGCUUCCCUCAUCGCCGGUGUCCUCGUCUCGGUCACCGGGUACUACACACCGUUCGCGAUCGCGGCGUCUGUGCUCAUCGCCAUCGGAGCGGGGCUGAUCUCGACCUUCACCCCGACGACUGGCCACGCGCACUGGAUCGGGUACCAGGUCGUCUACGGACUGGGGAUGGGAUGCGGGACCCAGCAGCCGAUCUUGGCAGCGCAGGCGGUGCUCAAGAUUGAGGAUGUCCCCACCGGGACCGCCGUGAUGGCAUUCCUCCAAGUGCUCGGCGGCGCGCUGGGCGUCUCGAUCAGCCAAAACGUGUUCACGAACACGCUCAUCUCCCGCGUCGCCUCCCGCGCGCCGAACGUCAGCGUCUCGACCGUCAUCCACGCCGGCGCCACGAACCUGCGCACCGCAGUCCCCGCUGCCGACCUCCCGGGCGUGCUGCUGGCAUACAACGAUGCGCUGAUGGCGGCCAUCUAUGUCUCUGUAGCUACAGGCGCACUCUCGGUGUUUGGGGCCCUCGCGCUCGAGUGGAAGAGCGUGAAGAAGCGUCCGAGUGGGGAUGUUGAUGCCGGGGGCUAGGGCACAGGGCUGUCCCCUGAUUCUGUUCACUUUAGAGUAGACAUUCUGUUAAUCGUUGAAUCGGCAGAGAAAUCACUGGUUCCUCUGCUCAAAAAAAUCUUUUCUGGGGGUGUUCCCACCUGGAUUGCACGCUUUUCUCAAGCUCUGAUGGAGAAUACUCGUUCGGACACGCGCGAACACCGACGAUCUUUCUGGGCACGUGGUGUUGCAUGACAUCUGCAACACGAGCACGUGCCAUCCGUCACCCGGGCUUGCUCUCGACCGCCGACGACUGUACGACGGAAAAUGCCAUUGCUCGCGCCGUCCUCGCCCCCGCCAUCUUCUGCGACUUCGAGAAAUGUUGAAUUAACGCCCGUAACCGCGCCAGAGGCGAUCUCUCAGCCUCCCGUGCCACCAGAUUCUAAACCCGACUCGACCGUCGCGUGACUGACACUGGAUCUGGAUGGUCUGCGCGCCGAGGCAGCGUGCUAACAAGGGGAUCCGGUUCUUGAGAAAUAGGACGUAUCCAACCAACGAUGUAGCGAUUUCCGUAAUUGACCAUCGUCCUGUCACAAGGCCUCUUCCUUCGCAUCUCCUUGAGAACCAUUCUUACGCACUGUCCAGACGAGGGCCACUUGCCAGGAAAAUAAUGAAAUUCUACAAUCCAAAAUUGCUGAGAGCGCCGACGACUGACCCUAAGCGGAUUUUCGCUGGUCGAUUCGCCUUGUGUAGAUCGUCUCCUUUCAAAUUGCACGCGUCCGAAGUAUCUAAGCUCCGGCCGAUGAUGUCCG